Molecule: messenger RNA, 1494 nt
Organism: Entamoeba dispar SAW760
Lineage: Eukaryota; Evosea; Mastigamoebida; Endamoebidae
Product: importin subunit alpha-1, putative
Exons: 1
Coding region: 1-1494 (497 amino acids)
Biological process (GO): NLS-bearing protein import into nucleus
Cellular component (GO): nucleus
Molecular function (GO): nuclear import signal receptor activity
Source: RefSeq, a predicted model, not a curated record
AUGUAUAGAAAAAGUAUACAAAAUUUAUCUGAAGUAUGUAAUACUAAUUAUUCAAUACAUUCUACAUUAAGACAAAAUAAAAGAAAAGAAAUGUUAGAGUUAAAAAGAAAAAAUAAUAAAGAAGAAGAAAUAGAAAAAAUAAAAAUAAAUUCAGAAGAAAAAUAUUUUAAUGUAAAUGAUAAACAAAUACAAUUACUUCUUAAUGGAAUUCAAAGUGAUAAUUAUGAAAUUAUCAUUGAAAGUAUUAAAAUGUUAAAAGAAAUUGUUAAAAAAGCACCAGAAGUUUCAAAUGAAUUUGAAUCAAGAAUAUUUGAUAUGAUACUUAUGACAAUAACUAUUCCUCGUAUGUUACAAAUAUUUCAAAAAAACAUUGAUAAUGAAGUUAAAAUGAAUAUACUUUAUAUAUUAGUUAAUGUAAGUUCAGGAAAUACUCAACAACUUAUAAAAAUGAUUCAACUUGGAGUUAUUGAACAACUUCUUCCAUUUAUGUUAACAAAUCAAUUUAAAAGAGAUAUUUGUUGGGUAUUUGCAAAUUUAGCUUCAGAAAAUAUUAAAUUAAGAGAUGAAGUAAUGAAUAGAAUAAUUAAUAUAUUAAUAUAUUUUAUUAAAGAUAAUACAGAACAAGCAAUGUUUGUUGAAUGUACAAGAUUAGUUUCUAAUUUAUGUUUAUUUACACCAAAACCAUCUUAUUCUAUAUUUACACAAUUUGCUGAAUAUCUUAUAUAUGCAGCAACAAUGAAUGAUUCAAUGAUUGUAUCACAAGCAUUACUUGGAUUAGAUUAUUUAUGUGAAGAUACAACAUAUUGUCAAAAUCUAAAAAAACCACUUUUACCACUUUUUAUUAAAGGAAUUAAAAGUGGAAAUGAAGAAGUAAUGAUAGUUGUAUUACAAUGUAUUGGAACAUUAAUUUCAAAUGAUAAUGAAUUUGCACAAGAAUUAGUAAAUAAUGGAUUUAUAAAUGAAAUGAUAAUAAUUUCAGAUUAUACAAAUGAUAAAAUUACACCAACUCUAAUGUAUUGUUUAUCAAAUAUUAUUGCAUGUAAACAAGGAAAUGCUGCUUCAAUCAUUGUAAAUAGUAAAUUAUUUAAAAAUAUUCUUGUUGAAAUAAAUACAUCACCAAUUCAUGAAAUUGUUAUUGAAUCAGGAUGGGUAUUAAUUAAUAUUCUUGCUGUACUUAAUGAUGAUAUUAUUAAUAAAAUAUUAAAUAUUGAUGUAUUUGAUUCAUUUUAUAGAAUACUUUCUAUUUCAUAUGGUGAAACUUCUAAUAUUUUACAUUAUACUUUAAAAAUAAUUAUAAAAAUUCUUGAAAUUGGAGAAAAAGAAAGUCAUUUUCAUGGAUUUAAUUGUUAUCAAAUAAUGUUAGAAGAAAGUAAUUGUGUUGGAUUAUUAGAUGGUAUGAAAGAAGAAGAUAUUCUAAGUAUAGAAAAUCAAGAACUUCUUUUAGAAAUUGAAAAAUAUUGGGAAGAUGAUAAUAAUCAAAUGGAAUUAAAUUAA